AUUUCUUUGACUGACAGAUAGGCGACUUUCAGUGAACUAAAAUGCACACCGUUUAGCGCGAGUUUGGAACUGUGAAAGAGGGAAUGACAUGAAAUAAAGGUAUUAUCUGAAUGGCACCCAAAAAGAAGAGACGUCGAAAGGCUAUUGCUGACAGUGGCUUGGGUGUUUCUGUGCCAGAAAAGGAUGCAGAAUUAAUACAGAAGGAAACCUGUGUUCAAGAUGGAAAUCUUCAUAGAGAAAGCGAACUAGGAGAAAAUGAUGGGCAGUUGCCACAGGCAGGGAACAGCUGUCUAAUAAAAGAAAAAGAUCCCCUGACGACUGGACAAGGUUUUUUGGAAGAAAAUAAUCAUCCAGAAAUAACAGGUGACUUCUCAGAGAAGGCAAAGGCAGGUGAUACUCUAAGAGAAGCAAAUGUCUCCUCAGAAUCCAGUCAUCCAGAAAUAACAGGUGAAUCCUCAGAGAAGGCAGGUUCAGGUGACACUCUAAGAGAAGCAAAUGUCUCCUCAGAAGAAAGAGCGUGUCCUUCAAAUAAAGCCUUGCAACAUCUCGAAACAGACUUUUCGAAGAAGGCAGCUGAGUCUUCAAAAGAAGUUAAUGUCUCCCCACAAGAAACAGAGAGCCCUCCAAAUACAGCAAUUCAACUACUUGAAACAGAUGCUCCAAGUGCAUACAUAAAUGACAGUGAUUCAGAGAAGUCAAUGAGACAACUGUUACAGCUAGUGAACAUUACAUCACAGGUGUCAGAUAAAGGGACUGAAUUAGAACUGCCUGCCUGUACUGCAUGUGCAGAAAGAAGUAACAAUAGUCAUGCUGACAGCUCAGAAACUGAAAUUUUUGUUGGGACUUCCGGAGAACCAAGAAGUUCCAUAACUUCCCAAAGACCACAUAAUGAUGAAAACUUCAGUCUGAGUAAGAUAUGUGCUUCUCAAAAAACAGGGCAGUGUGUGGCAGAAGGUGAAGAAAUUGAAGAUGUGAUCACAUCAAAUAACCAUGAUGUUCCUCCAGUUGGGCAUUCUCUUACUGUUAUCAGUCAUAGCUGUCCUGAAGAUAUUGGGGUACGAAGGCAAAUACUCGUAUCUGAUCGACAGGGGUUGCCAAACUAUGUUUUACCUCCAGUUGGAAAAAAGAUGCCUUCAAGAAGUAAAACUGGUUUCCAGCUUUAUCGGCCUAAUUUUACAGGAUUCCCUUUCAGUCGUCAAGACUCCCUGAUACGUGAAUCACCAGAAUUUGUGGAACAACAAAAUAGAGGAAGACAAAAUGAGGAUGGUGGUGGAUCAGCUCAGGCCCUGUCAGUCUGGUCGGAAGCUCAGUCAGAAUAUUUUCCAAGAGGCAAGCCUUCAGACUUAGGAGAAUUGUUGGAAGUUGCUACACGGUAUGUUGUCAAGGCGUGGGUGAAGGGAAUUCACCCGCCCAUAUCAGAUUCUCAGAAAUCUCUGAAGUUAAUGUUCUAUGUUGAGCUUGAAAUAUAUGAUGAGACCCAAGAGACGAUGAAAGUAGCUCUUACUGGUGAUCAGGCAACAAAACUAUUUGGUUGCCAACCUCAGGAGUUCAUCAGAAAUGAAGACUUACAGAAAAGAAUUUGGGAUUCCUUCAAACACCUUAUAAAGGGUGGCAAUAGACAAAACUGGUGUUUGAAGGAUGCAGCUAACUUCUCUCUGGAACCUCAUUUGAAAGGAAAGAAAAUGAAUUAUCGUGUUGUUGAUAUUAGACCAUUCAAUACUAGUUCCAGAUAAAAACUAGUUUUUUCCUUCCUUUCAAGCCAUAAGCCAUUUUCUGUACAUAAUCAUCAAAUAAUAAAUUGCAUAGAAAGUGUUUUAAUGAUAAUAGAAUCAUAUCCUCAAAAUUCAUACACUGUGAGAUCUAAUUGUAUUAAACUUAUCUACAUUUCACUUUAUAUAAUUA
Schistocerca gregaria is the source of this 1902-nucleotide messenger RNA. RefSeq lists its product as uncharacterized. The record is from RefSeq and is a predicted model, not a curated record. NCBI's taxonomy places the organism in Eukaryota, Metazoa, Arthropoda, Insecta, Orthoptera, Acrididae.